Molecule: messenger RNA, 402 nt
Organism: Amorphotheca resinae ATCC 22711
Lineage: Eukaryota; Fungi; Ascomycota; Leotiomycetes; Helotiales; Amorphothecaceae
Exons: 2
Coding region: 1-333 (110 amino acids)
Source: RefSeq, a predicted model, not a curated record
AUGUCACAAACACUCCUACUGUCGGGACUUGACAGCACUCCAAAUCCGGUCGUGAACAUCCACUACUCCCCCGAACUCCUCCAGCAUCCCUUCUCUCCACCCCCCUCCGGCGACGCCCUGCCCAAGCAGUCAUCGUGGACGCAGCCAGUCUCUUCGAUGGAGACCGGCCAGAGCUUCACAGCUCGAAGGUCCGCUGCCUCCAACCUCCCUACCUUCCAGCUCCCUCCCCCAGAUCACCUGUCUGCCCUGCACAAGUAUCCUGCGGUCAAGAGGGUCAAGGUCAAGGUCAAGGUCAAGGGGCAAGGAUCAAGACUCAAGGGUGUCCCGAAAUAGAUAAUGGGUGUGGAUAUUUAGAAGGACAUAAUAAUAACAACAGCAGUCAGACGGAGGAGAGCAGACGAC